Messenger RNA from Heterostelium album PN500, 1347 nucleotides. RefSeq lists its product as uncharacterized. Gene Ontology annotation, biological process: intracellular protein localization; endocytosis; retrograde transport, endosome to Golgi. Bases 1 to 1347 code for a protein of 448 amino acids. Gene Ontology annotation, cellular component: endocytic vesicle; Golgi apparatus; membrane. The transcript has 6 exons. Lineage: Eukaryota; Evosea; Eumycetozoa; Acytosteliales; Acytosteliaceae. The record is from RefSeq and is a predicted model, not a curated record.
AUGAGUUCGGUUGUUGGAUCGCUUGAAAACUAUUAUGUUGCGCUGAGUAAAGCGGUGGCCGACGGCACCAAGUCAAACAACCAAUUGCUAAAGUUUGAUAUCAUAUGCAAUGUAGACCAACUUUUGGAUCGUAUGAGCAAGACUGAACUCGAUAACAAUGCUUCAAAGUGGAUAUCUCUCCUAAUAAAGAGUAUAAUUACAUCGCUUUCAACCAAACAGACACCACCCAAUACUAAAUCUGCGUUAGCAGAGGUAUUGGGUAUUAUAUUUAAGAAUAGUAAGACAUUGGCAAUUGUGUUUAUGUCAGAGAGUUUUCAGUUGUUUGUUCGACUGAUAAAGGCAUCGGAAGCAAAGGUCGGAUGUAUGCGUGCGAUCGGCAUGAUGCUGGAGAGUAUCGGUGCAUCGGGUAAUCCAAUACACUUGGAAUGCUUCAAGUUGAUAAAGUCGAUCUAUCCAACGGCAACCAACACCAAUGACUUUAAGUUGGAGUGUCUGUCAUCGGUUGUACCAAUAGUGAAACAUUAUAACAAUACAGAUAUCAAAAUGGAUGGUUUGGAUCAAAAGAUUUUGAAUUUCAUUUUGAAAGCAACGCUCGAUGUAACAUCGGUUGUCGGUGGUGGUAGUGCCGACCCUGCCAGCAACAUCGACUCACCCAACUCCACCAACAAACGUGCAUCGGAACUACUAGGUUGUCUACUGGCUUCAUUGUUCUACAAAGACAACAAUCACUCUACAACCACCACCACAACCGGUGGCAUCGUAAAAUCAAACAUACUCUCUGGUCAACGUUCUCACUGGACAUUAGAGAAUUGUUUACAAUUCAUUGGUAAUCAAUUUAUAUCUACAAAUAAGAAAGAGAUAAAGAUUAAUUUAUCGAUUGCAUAUUGUCAGUUAUUACAGAAUAUAAAGCUGUUGGAUUUAGAGAAAGAGAUCGAUUCGAUAUUAUCACAUUUAUUAAAGUUACUUGGAAGUAGCAAUAGAAACUUGUCGACUGCUCAAGACCAAGCACAAACAAGAACAUCGGUAUCAUAUAUACUCAGACACGGUCUUGGUCAGAAUCUAAGUGAAAACGGACAGCAAUCAAUGGUUAGAUACUUUACAAAUAUCAUAUCACAAGCCGACACCUUUAACGAACUAACCAUUGUUGUAUCAUUAAAAGAAUUAUCUCAAUUAUUAUUACAAUUAGGUGAAGGUGGUAUCGUUCAGUAUGACGAUCUUUCAACCUAUAUGUUCUCUUUGCUCAACGAUAGAAAUCAAUCUACAAGACAGUGGUCAGCUAUAGGUUUACGAUCGUUGGCCAGUAACAUUCCAAAGUUGACUUACAAGUUCGAUACUGGAGGAGUUUGA